Chaetomium strumarium is the source of this 1170-nucleotide messenger RNA. RefSeq lists its product as uncharacterized. The transcript is spliced from 2 exons. Lineage: Eukaryota; Fungi; Ascomycota; Sordariomycetes; Sordariales; Chaetomiaceae. The record is from RefSeq and is a predicted model, not a curated record. Bases 320 to 895 code for a protein of 191 amino acids.
CACGAACACCCGAAUGGGGCUUCUGGUAUCAAACCCCACACAACAAGUCAGUGAAAGUUCGUCAUCCGUCUGGGAACGGGUGCGUACGCGUCUUCGCUUAAUACAUAGCGGCGUCUUUGGUAGCCAUAUAGCACACUGUCGGUAUAUUUUUCGUAGCGAGGCUCGAGCGAGGCAGCGAAGCGAUAGUUACCUCGACUUUUCUCACUCCAUCUGAUCAAGGAAGACAGGGCCCACUCGUCUCAUAAAUCACCAACAUCGUUCCUCUGGCCUGGGCCUUCUUAGAUUCGAGAUCUGUAUUUUUACCAUCACUAUAUUCAUCAUGGCAACGAAAGCCAGUGACGACAAAGACAUCACUUCGAACCUCACCAAGCUGUCUCUCAAAACCACGGAGCUAGAGACUACCAAACCCACAGCACGCGCCAAGCCCCAGAAGAAGGCCAGUCCGGUCGCAGACAGCUGGGAGGACGAGGCCGAUGACGACGAUAAAUCAGCCGCAGACACAGAGGAGACACCCACGGCAGCCCCUAGCAAGGCCGGCACCUCGGCGCCACCGCCAACACCUAUGUCGCCCGUAGCCAGUAACAGGCGGCCAUUCUCGCCAUCCGCACUCUCCGGGCCGGGGUUCACUGUCCCGCCAUUCGACGGCGCAAGUGACUCCCCGAAAGAACCAGCAUCGACAGGGCCGUCCAAACGGCCCGAGAAGACAGACGCGGUCGCGCGGCGCAUGAUUGCUAGUGCUCUGGGCAUGAGGGCGCCGAAACUAACGGAGGAGCAGAAGGCGUACGACCGCGCGGUCCGUGAGAAGGAGCGGAAGCGGCUGGAGCAAGAGAAGGAGGAGAAGCGGAAAAAGGAAGAGGAGAUCGCGAAGGCGAAGCAGGCGAUUUGGGAGGACUGAAAAGCCUGGAAAUUUACAGUGUUGUUGUUUUGGAUACCUAUGCUAUGCAGAGAGACUGGCUCUUUGUAUAAGCUAGAUUGAUUGUUCUUGGGUAUUUCUAGUUGUAGAUUACCCCAAGCCUAGAUCAUUUGCGGCGGGCGGCAUACUUUCAGCCAUCGCUGUGAGCGUACUGAGAGCUGCGGUACUACGUAGUUCUUUCAACAGGUGAUAUUCAACCUGGAAUUGUUGUGAGGGGCAAGAUGGCGCUGGAAUAGAGCCGAUGACGUGUGGCAUGU